Molecule: messenger RNA, 768 nt
Organism: Neohortaea acidophila
Lineage: Eukaryota; Fungi; Ascomycota; Dothideomycetes; Mycosphaerellales; Teratosphaeriaceae
Product: methyltransferase domain-containing protein
Exons: 1
Coding region: 1-768 (255 amino acids)
Biological process (GO): methylation
Cellular component (GO): eRF1 methyltransferase complex
Molecular function (GO): nucleic acid binding; protein methyltransferase activity; S-adenosylmethionine-dependent methyltransferase activity
Source: RefSeq, a predicted model, not a curated record
AUGCUCCCCACUCCCUCCACCAGCCACGUCAACUAUGACCAAGUGUACGAACCGGCCGAGGACUCAUAUCUACUCCUCGACACCCUCUCCUCCGCCUCCGAGACCGCAUUUCUGCAACGGCGAUUCCCACAGCAUGCAACCUCGCCCCUUGUAGUCGAAAUCGGGCCCGGCUCUGGCGUAGUGCUAGCUUUUGUCACCGCGCACGCAGGCCGAAUUUUUGCGCGUCGGAAUGUCGGCACGCUGGGUGUAGAUGUCAAUCCCGUGGCUUGCGCGGCGACUCGGCAGACUGUCCAGACGGCUUCGGCAUCCGCGCGCGCUGACUGCGGAGUUUUCCUCGAUGCGGUGAAUGGCGAUCUCACGACUGCUAUCAAGCCUGGAUCUGUCGAUGUGCUGAUUUUCAAUCCGCCUUACGUCCCGUCCGAAAGCCUGCCUUCACUACCCGUGCACGAUGAGCACGACGCAGCUGACGCAAGGGGCUCUUUCGCCCGCGACUCGCAUUUGCUCUCGCUUUCCACGGACGGAGGAAUCGAUGGCAUGGAGAUUACCAAUCGACUCCUCGCUCAGCUCGAUGUCGCGCUCAGCGCGAGGGGCGUGGCGUACAUCCUGCUCUGUGCACAGAACAAGCCCGAGAUUGUCAUGGCGCAAGUUCGUGCCUGGCCGACUCGAGAUGCAUCAAUGCUUCGAUGGAAUGUGGAGAAAGUCGCAUCGAGCGGGAGGAAAGCCGGGUGGGAGAAGUUGUGCGUCAUUCGCAUCUGGAGCGACAGAUGA